AUGAAAAGUAUUAAUAGUCAGACUAUUAGCAAUCUACUAAGAAUAUCUAGAGUUAUGACUACUACUAAGGUAACACCUGCACCAACUCCUACCAGUGUCGCUACUGACUCAGUGCUGGUAAAUCCUAAACUAACUGGGCGCCAGUUAUACAAUGCCAUGGGUCAACCAAAAACUAUUGUUGCCCCCAUGGUUGACCAAUCAGAAUUGGCAUGGAGAAUAUUGUCUCGCCGUUAUGGUGCUCAACUAUGCUAUACCCCAAUGUUUCAUGCUAAAUUAUUUGCUACUCAAGAAAAGUAUCGUAACUCAAUGUGGACCACUAACUUGGAUGGAAAUCAAACUUUAGAUCGACCUUUAGUUGUACAGUUUUGUGCUAACGAUCCCGAUUAUCUAUUACAGGCAGCUAAACUAAUUGAAGAUGAAUGUGAUGCUAUAGAUUUGAAUUUGGGCUGUCCUCAAGGGAUUGCUAGAAAGGGGAAAUACGGGGCAUUUUUAAUGGAUGAUUGGGAUUUAGUUUAUAAAUUGAUUAAAAACUUACAUGACAAUUUGUCUAUCCCCGUAACAGCAAAGAUUCGUAUUUAUGAUGAUUAUGAGAAAUCGUUAAAAUAUGCUAAAAUGGUAUUAGAUGCUGGUGCCCAAUUUAUUACUGUACAUGGUAGAACCAGGGAAAUGAAAGGUCAAGCUACAGGGUUGGCCAAUUGGAAAAUUUUGAAAUAUUUACGUGAUAAUUUACCGCAGGACCAAGUGUUUUUCAGCAACGGCAAUGUCUUGUACCCAUCAGAUUUACAACGGUGUCAACUGGAAACAUCAUGUGAUGCCGUGAUGUCUGCUGAAGGAAAUCUAUAUAACCCAGGUGUUUUUUGGACUUUGGAUGAUAACAAGGACAAGCAAUUUCCUCGAGUAGAUAAAAUUCUUCGAGAAUAUUUUGAAAUUGUCAAAGAAAAUUAUGAUAGUCUUGCGUCAAGGCAUGCUAUGAAGUCACAUUUUUUCAAAUUACUUCAUGCAUUUCUAGAAGUCCAUAAAGAGUUACGUCCUAUCAUUGGGAAAGCAAGCGUUAAUGGUCCUUUGGAUCAAUGGGAGCUGAUUGUUGUUAAAAUUGAAUCGUUGGUUGAAGAAAUCUAUAGCAACAACCCUGAUAUAGAAAAGCUAGAUGUUAUUACCGAUGGACCUAUAGAAGAUUGGGGUGGUCAUUAUAAAACUGUGCCAUAUUGGAGAUGUCAACCAUAUUUUAGAAAAGUUGAUGGUGUCAAACAAAACACAGCUCUUUUAAAAAUGGCUGGAGAGAAUGAAUUAAUUAAAUCAACCCCCCAAGCAAACAAAAGACAACUAGAGGACGAAUCAAAUGAUGACAACAACAGUAAACUCAAAAAACAAGCAACAUUAGUUCAAAACUAA
Molecule: messenger RNA, 1392 nt
Organism: Candida dubliniensis CD36
Lineage: Eukaryota; Fungi; Ascomycota; Pichiomycetes; Serinales; Debaryomycetaceae
Product: tRNA dihydrouridine synthase
Exons: 1
Coding region: 1-1392 (463 amino acids)
Biological process (GO): tRNA processing
Molecular function (GO): tRNA dihydrouridine synthase activity; flavin adenine dinucleotide binding
Source: RefSeq, a predicted model, not a curated record